CCGUCGCUCCCCGACAACGACAGUCGUCCGUAGCUCGCGGCCUGCCCUGCAGGGCCUCCUCUCCGAUCCAGCGACGCGGCGUGGCAGGACAGUGCUCCGGUUUUGACAACUCGUCGUUUAUUUUCGUCGUGGAGGGUAUUGAAGAGCGUGAAAGAGAAAAUAGCAAUUCCGCAGCCAACACGUGAUCGCGGUGUGUGUGAGAACCAGUGUAUUGGUUCGCCCGCGAGAGCAUGUUUAGCCUAGCCUCACUUUUUAAGCGGCCCCGAACGUGAGAGCGACGCCUCCAUCCCUGGUCGCGCACACAGUUCGCCGCUCCGCGCUCCGCCCCGUGAUGUGGGGCAAGCAGUCGUCUGAUGACGAGUUUGUAUCGAGACCGAGAGCGCGGACCAGGGACCGCGGAGUGGACGACCUGGACGAUGACCUGCCCUCCUCCACCCGCUACACGACGUCGCCGUCGCGGCUGUCCACGGCCAUGCUCGACCUGUGGAACGACCUGCCGGACCACGUCAAGAAGGACCCCACCAUGGUGCAGCUCAAGGCGAGCCUGCCCGGGACCAGCGCAGGGCUGUCCAGGCCGAGCGAGCUGAGCGACGUGACCGAGGAGGGCGACUUGACGCCGCGACUGACGUUCCCGGACGACUUGGGGGAGGCGGGGACUGGCGGCAAGGGCAAGGAGUUCCUCUCCAACGUGUCCGUGGCGGCGUCCCUGCACGCCAGCCGGGGGAAACACGGGCACAGCCAUGGGCACGAAAGCUUGCACCACCACGUCAUGCCGGGGGAGAAGUCCAUGCGGCCGUGGAUACGCUGGGUCAGGAUGCUGCUUCUCCUCAUCACUUGGACCAUUUUCACGUGGAUUUUAAUGACUAGAAGAGAGCGCGAACAAGAAAACCAUCAAAUUUCGGUGCCGAAAAAUCAAAUUAAAAGCUACCUGAUGCACGAGAUGCCCACCGAGAACCAGGUGGCGGUGACGAUAGGCGGGGCGCUGCUGCCGCCGGCCUACGGGAACCUCACCGAGUCCUUCAUGGAGGUGUGGGUGGAGCUGAUCCAGACCAAGAUGCAGCUGACGGAGGCGCAGCGCAGCAACGUGUCGCUCCACAUCAACAAGACUGACAUCCUGUUCACCAAGAACCUGACCGCCCCCUGGCGCAUCCCCCUGGUGUCCGCCGAGUCCAUCGACGGCGUGCCGAAGCUCGAGCAGGACCACGAAUUCAACCUGGACGACUUCGAAAUCGCGAGUAUUCCUCGCAGCUUGCUCCGCCUGCAGAUGCACACGAACCUCCACAUCUCGUUCCCAGUGUCCAUCCGCUACGACACGUCGCCCAUCACCCUGGAGGACGGCGUCGUGUACGCCGCUGUGGUGCUGGUCGGACUUUACGCCAUGGUCAUUUUUGAGAUUGUGCACCGUACGCUGGCAGCGAUGAUAGCAUCCACAAUGUCUGUGGCGAUUCUUGCAGCUUUCAACGAAAGGCCCUCGAUGGCGGAGCUAGUGCAGUGGAUCGACGUGGAGACCCUGCUCUUGUUGUUCUCCAUGAUGGUGUUGGUGGCCAUAUUUUCUGAGACCGGCAUCUUCGACUACAUGGCUGUAUAUGCGUACAAGAUCACUGGCGGCAAGAUCUGGCCGCUCAUCAACACCCUGUGCUUCUUCACGGUGAUGCUGUCCAUGGUGCUGGACAACGUGACGACGGUGCUGCUCAUGACGCCCGUGUCCAUCAGGCUAUGUGAAGUGAUGGAGCUGAACCCGGUGCCGGUCCUCAUGUCCAUGAUCAUCUACUCCAACAUCGGCGGCGCUAUCACCCCAGUCGGCGACCCACCGAACGUGAUUCUAGCCUCCCACAAGGAGGUGGUGAAGGCGGGCGUCGACUUCGGCGUGUUCACGCUGCACAUGGGCAUCGGCACGCUCAUCGUGUUCGUGGUGGUCAACAUCCAGCUCCGCUUCACCUUCCGCAACGUCAACGACUUCCGCUUCGCCGAGCCGCAGGAGGUGCAGGAGCUUCGGCACGAGAUCGCCAUCUGGCAGCGCGCCGCCGCCUCGCUGUCGUCCUACUCCCGCGACGAGGACUCCGUGAGGGAGACGCUCCUGAAGAAGGCCCGCCGCCUCGUGCUGGAGCUGCAGCGCAAGGUGGUGUCCGGGAGUGUUGCCGUGGAGGACUACAAAGCCACCCUCGAGGAUUUGCAGGCCAAGUACCCCAUCCGCAACAAGAUGCUGCUGCUCAAGUCCGGGCUGACGAUCCUGUUCGUGGUGGUGCUCUUCUUCCUGCACUCCAUCCCGCAGCUCAACCUGUCGCUGGGCUGGACCGCGCUGCUCGGCGCCAUCCUGCUGCUGCUGCUGGCCGACCAGGACAUGGAGGGCGUGCUGGCGCGCGUCGAGUGGAGCACGCUGCUGUUCUUCGCCGCGCUCUUCGUCCUCAUGGAGGCCCUGUCGCGGCUCAAGCUCAUCGAGUGGAUCGGCAAGCAGACCGAGUCGCUCAUCCUGGCCGUGCCCAAGGACUACCAGCUGGCCAUGGCCAUCCUGCUGAUCCUGUGGGUGUCGGCGCUGGCGUCGUCCUUCGUGGACAACAUCCCCCUGACCACCAUGAUGGUGCGCAUCGUGGUGUCGCUGGCGCAGAACGAGGAGCUGUCCCUGCCCCUGCAGCCCCUCGUGUGGGCGCUCGCCUUCGGCGCAUGUCUUGGAGGAAAUGGAACCCUGAUUGGCUCGUCUUCCAACGUGGUCUGCGCUGGAGUGGCCGAGCAGCACGGCUACAGAUUCACUUUCGUCCAAUUCUUCAAGGUCGGUUUCCCCGUCGUGGUCGUGAGCGUCCUCACCAUCACGGUCUACUUGAUGAUCGCCCACGUCGCGCUCGGCUGGAACGGGAACGUCUAACGAAUCCACGAUGAUCGUUUUAUAUUUAUUUGUUGCUAUUUUUAAAAUAUCUUGGAUUUUUCCUGUUGGAUGUAACUGCCUGUGAUUUGUGUUGAGCCAAAAUUGAGAUUAAGACUGGAGAAUGAGUUGAAGUAGAGUCCUAAAGGGGCCGUGUAAAUAUGGUUCUGUUAAUAAUUUUAUUGAUUAAUUAUUCUAUUACUUUUUAUUUGUAACCUUAAGUUGAGAUGAACCUGAGUUGAGAUGACUAUAUUUUUAUGGUCGUGCCUGAGCUGAAUCGGGUUAUAGUAUUAUUUUAGUUGUGAUAAAUUUUAUUGUUUUAAUCACUGUGUUCCGUUUGUGGCUACAAACGUGAUGUGUGUGUGUGUGUUUGAUGUGUCAUGUGUGUUGUACCAGGCAUUUGAAACUCAAGUGCCCAUGGGUUUUCGUGUUCUUGACACAUUUUUUAAAAGUGGCAAGGUCUGCACAAUAAGUUUGUCAAUCUUCAUUAUGAAACUGUUAUCAUGGAGCUAUGGUAUGUUUCAGUAAAUUUUAUAGUCUGAUAAAGUA
Thrips palmi is the source of this 3406-nucleotide messenger RNA. RefSeq names its product P protein (gene hoe1). The coding region runs from base 332 to 2860 and encodes 842 amino acids. The record is from RefSeq and is a predicted model, not a curated record. NCBI's taxonomy places the organism in Eukaryota, Metazoa, Arthropoda, Insecta, Thysanoptera, Thripidae. Gene Ontology annotation, cellular component: membrane. Gene Ontology annotation, biological process: transmembrane transport. The transcript has 18 exons.